Messenger RNA from Clunio marinus, 819 nucleotides. Lineage: Eukaryota; Metazoa; Arthropoda; Insecta; Diptera; Chironomidae. The record is from the annotation of a GenBank genome assembly.
UCUUUCAUGUUUACAUAAGCUUUGUACCCCUCAAAUAUUUUAGAUAGAAAUAAAAAUUAAAUUUGCAAUGUCUGAAGAAGAGCAGCAAGCCGAAGAAAUAGAAGCUUUAACUUCGAUUUAUGAAGGUGACACAUUCUAUAAGCAAUUAAAUAAGACUACUUUCCAGUAUAAGUAUGGCGAGGAGGAAAAUGGAAAAGGUUUUAUAGUAGAAAUAAUUUGGGGAGAUUCAUAUCCGAAUGAAUUACCGAAGAUAUCAAUGGAUUCAUACUUUAAUCGGAAUAUAUCAUCAAGUUUCAAACUCAAAAUCAUUGAUAUUCUUAAAACUGAAGGUGAAAAUUGGAUUGGAUGUGGAAUGACGUACACGUUGUUCGAAUGCUUGAAAGAGCAACUUGCCGAACUCUUAACUGAAUUAGAAAACGAAAUAAAGAAUAAUGAGUUGAAUAAAAUGUCUGAAAAUUUAGAUAGGAUCAAUUUGUGUCCGAUCAUAACAACAACGUCGACAAAGGAGACUCCAAUCGCUGGAAAAAAGGAACAAUUAACAAAAUCUCAGAAGCGUAGAAUGUGGGAACGAACGGACAAUAAAGGGCAAAGACAACGUGGAUGGGAUUGGGUUGACAUCAUUAGACAUUUGUCACAAACAGGCAGCAGCAAAGAUGAGUCAUCGCCAAUCGUUACUAGUUCUUCAAUAAUGUGUCAGCCGUUAGCUCCACCACCUAAUAAUUAAAAAUUAAUCUGUGAUUGAUUUAAAAACAACUUUUAGAUACUUAUCAAAGACGAUAGGAAAUUAUUUAAUCGAAUAAAAAUAUUUCUUUAUUGUUU